AUGGCAGCUAAAUUCGUAGUCUUCUUCGGUAUGGUGGCAGCCGCAGCCGCACUUCCCGUUGUGCCUGUCGCCCAUGUCGCUUAUGAGCCUGAAGCACCAGCCCACUACCAGUACCAAUACUCAAUCCAUGAUAGCGUCAGCGGAGACGUGAAGGAACAACAGGAGGCUCGUGAAGGAGACGCUGUCCACGGCUCAUACUCUUUCGUCCAACCCGAUGGUGUUCACCGCAUUGUAGAGUACACCGCUGACAAGGAACACGGUUUCAAUGCUGUCGUACGGUAUGAAGGCACACCAAUCCCAGCCCCCACCAAGGUCCCAGUGUCUGCCCCAGUGGCUUACGCUCCAGUGUCUUACGCACCAGCAAAGGUCGCAUAUGCCCCAGCUAAAGUAUAUUCUCCUGUAUCGUACUCAGCACCAGUAUACUCCCCUGUGUCCAAGGUAGCAUACGAAGCUCCCCAGGGUCAUGUUACAUUCUCAUCACCUGUCGCCUCAUACCACCACUAA
This is a messenger RNA of Pieris macdunnoughi, 504 nucleotides long. NCBI's taxonomy places the organism in Eukaryota, Metazoa, Arthropoda, Insecta, Lepidoptera, Pieridae. The record is from the annotation of a GenBank genome assembly.